Molecule: messenger RNA, 480 nt
Organism: Paramecium tetraurelia
Lineage: Eukaryota; Ciliophora; Oligohymenophorea; Peniculida; Parameciidae
Exons: 3
Biological process (GO): protein import into mitochondrial matrix
Cellular component (GO): TIM23 mitochondrial import inner membrane translocase complex; mitochondrial inner membrane
Molecular function (GO): transmembrane protein transporter activity
Source: RefSeq, a predicted model, not a curated record
AUGGGAAGCAAAGCUGAGAACUAAAUUGAACAAUAUUCUGGAUAAGACUUCGGAGAUAAGAUAAGUUUUACAGUAGGUGUGAGUUACAUGCUUGCUUCAUCUAUUGGAUUGGUCAAGGGAGCAAUUGAAGGUUUCCCAAGAUCACUUAAUAUGCCAAAGAAGUUGAUCUUAAACAAUUUCUUUAAUGCAGUAGGAAAGCGAACAUCAUCAUAUGGGUAGGCAGCAGCUAGUGCAAGCAUGCUAUAUUAUUUUGUUGGGGCAGGAAUGAAUUUAUUAUUUGAAGAUGAAUUGGCAGAUAUAAAUUAAUUGAAAAAGAAUAUGUUGUGUGGUGCAAUUUCAGGAGCAGUAUACAAAUCAACUCUGGGAUUUGUUCCUUUUAUUGUUGGCGGUAUUGUUGGAGGAGGUUUGAUUGGAAGUGUAACUUUAUUGGUUGAAAAUCUCAAUAGAAAAGGAGUAGUAGCUUUUGAAAUGAAGUUUUGA